Messenger RNA from Suncus etruscus (white-toothed pygmy shrew), 1770 nucleotides. Its product is annotated as RNA-binding protein 39-like. Gene Ontology annotation, biological process: mRNA processing. Gene Ontology annotation, cellular component: nucleus. Gene Ontology annotation, molecular function: RNA binding. NCBI's taxonomy places the organism in Eukaryota, Metazoa, Chordata, Mammalia, Eulipotyphla, Soricidae. The record is from RefSeq and is a predicted model, not a curated record.
CCCGGCGCCCCGGCAGCCUGCGCAGGCGUUUGGCGGAAAAUGGCAGACGACAUCGACAUCGAAGCCAUGCUCGAGGCUCCUUACAAGAAGGAUGAGAACAAGUUGAGCAGUGCUAACGGCCAUGAAGAACGAAGCAAAAAGAGGAAAAAAAGCAAGAGCAGAAGUCGUAGUCAUGAACGAAGAAGAAGCAAAAGUAAGGAACGAAAGCAAAGUCGAGAUAGAGAACGGAAAACGAGUAAAAGUCGUGAAAGGAAGAGAAGUAGAAGCAAAGAAAGAAGACGGAGUCGUUCAAGAAGUCGAGAUCGCAGAUUCAGAGGCCGCUACAGAAGUCCUUACUCCAGACCAAAAUUUAACAGUGCCAUCCGAGGAAAGAUUGGGUUGCCUCAUAGCAUCAAAUUAAGCAGAAGACGUUCAAGAAGCAAAAGUUCAUUCAGGAAAGACAAGAGUCCUGUGAGAGAACCAAUCGAUAAUCUAACUCCUGAGGAAAGAGAUGCAAGGACAGUUUUCUGUAUGCAGCUGGCAGCAAGAAUUCGACCACGGGACUUGGAAGAGUUUUUUUCUACAGUAGGAAAGGUUCGAGAUGUGAGGAUGAUUUCUGACCGAAAUUCAAGACGUUCCAAAGGAAUUGCUUAUGUGGAAUUUGUUGAUGUUAGCUCUGUGCCUCUAGCAAUAGGAUUAACUGGCCAACGUGUUUUAGGAGUGCCAAUCAUUGUACAGGCAUCCCAGGCCGAAAAAAACAGAGCUGCAGCAAUGGCAAAUAAUCUACAAAAGGGAAGUGCUGGGCCUAUGAGGCUUUAUGUGGGCUCCUUACAUUUUAACAUAACAGAGGACAUGCUUCGGGGAAUCUUUGAGCCUUUUGGAAGGAUUGAAAGUAUCCAACUCAUGAUGGAUAGUGAAACUGGUCGAUCUAAGGGUUAUGGAUUUAUUACGUUUUCUGAUUCAGAAUGUGCCAAGAAGGCUUUGGAACAGCUUAAUGGAUUUGAAUUAGCAGGAAGGCCAAUGAAGGUUGGUCAUGUUACUGAGAGAACUGAUGCUUCUAGUGCUAGCUCAUUUUUGGACAGUGAUGAACUGGAAAGGACUGGAAUUGACUUGGGAACAACCGGUCGCCUCCAGUUAAUGGCAAGACUUGCAGAGGGUACAGGUUUGCAGAUUCCACCAGCAGCACAACAAGCUCUACAAAUGAGUGUCUUUGGUGCUGUGGCAGAAUUCUCUUUUGUUAUAGAUUUGCAAACAAGACUUUCUCAACAGACGGAAGCUUCAGCUUUAACUGCAGCUGCUUCUGUUCAACCACUUGCAACACAGUGCUUCCAACUCUCUAAUAUGUUUAACCCUCAAACAGAAGAAGUCGGAUGGGAUACAGAGAUUAAAGAUGAUGUGAUUGAAGAAUGUAAUAAACACGGAGGAGUUAUUCAUAUUUAUGUUGAUAAAAAUUCAGCUCUGGGCAACGUGUAUGUGAAAUGCCCGUCCAUUGCUGCGGCCAUUGCUGCAGUUAAUGCAUUGCAUGGCAGGUGGUUUGCUGGUAAAAUGAUAACAGCAGCAUAUGUACCUCUUCCAACUUAUCACAACCUCUUCCCUGAUUCUAUGACAGCAACACAACUACUGGUUCCAAGUAGACGAUGAAGGAAGAUAAAAGUCCCUUAUGUAUAUAGCUUUUUUCUUUGAGAAUUCAUCUUGAGUUAUCUUUUAUUUAGAUAAAAAAAUAAAGAGGCAAGGGUCUACUGUCAUUUGUAUACAAUUCCUGUUACCUGGAAAAUAAAAUUGUAAACAGGA